GUGGCCCCGGGGCUGGACAUCCCCCGCCGGGCCUCCCUGGAGCUGCUGUACCACCUGCUGGGGGUCAUUCCGGCGUACAGGGACCGCAUCAUCCCGCUGCUCCGCUCCCUGUGCGCUGGGUGCCUGGAGGAGGACCUCCCCGCAGCCACCGCCGGCCUCACCCACCCCGCACCCCACGUGCGCGCCGCCGCCCUGGCCGCCCUGCCUGCCGUACCGCUGCUAGCGGAGGGACUCUUCCCGGCGGGAGAUGACGGUACGGCGGCGCUGCUGUGGCUGGCGCGACAUGACGUGGCGAGUGAGGCGAAUGCGGCGGCGGCGACGGCGCUGUGGGAGGCGUGCGGCGCGGAGCUGACCCG
Messenger RNA from Astrephomene gubernaculifera, 356 nucleotides. The record is from the annotation of a GenBank genome assembly. NCBI's taxonomy places the organism in Eukaryota, Viridiplantae, Chlorophyta, Chlorophyceae, Chlamydomonadales, Astrephomenaceae.